AAAAGACGCACUUCCUCUCCCCACGGGCAAUCUGCCUUCACUCCUCCCAACACAUCAUCACAACACCGACCACAACAACCAACUACCACAACGAGAUCCUCAAACUCCCACAACCUUACAGUUCUUGCCUAGACACCCAUCCCAUCAGUCAGCAUGUCUUCCAACGACAACACCUCCACGCUCAAGAGCACCUACGACAGCGUGGUCGGCGGCAUCCAGUCGGCCGUGGGUAACCUGACCGGCUCCGCUGGCGACCAGGCCGAGGGUCAGGCCAAAAAGGACAAGGCCCAGGUCGAGUACGAUGCCUCCAAGGCGACAGUCAAGCUCCCCGGAGCUACCGCGACCACCGCCGGCGUCGCCACCGACGACCCCGACCGGACUGCCGGUUCGUGGAACCAGACCGUUGGGUCAACUAAGGAAGCCCUCGGUGGACUUGUCGGAUCCGAGCAACUCAAGCAAGCGGGCCGCCAGCAAAACCUCGAGGGCCAAAAGCAGGAGGCCACGGGACAGGCCAGCGACCUCGCCUCUGGCGUCAAGGACCGCGUGGAGGGCACCGUCGGCGGCGCCGUCUCCGGCCUGACAGGCGACAAGUCCAAGCAGGCCGAGUACGAGGCCCAGCAUGACCACGGAAAGACUGCCCAGCGCGGCGUCGAGCACGACCUCCAGAAGCAGGCCGACGCUACUGCUAAGCAGUAAACCGACAUUUCUCAUCGCUUGGUUUUCUUUUUUUUUCCCCUUGCACCCUGUGAAGGAGACGGGUUUGGAACGGCGCACGAGAGCAGCAGCAUGCAUUUAGAUACCCACUUUGGAGGCAGAGGAUAAGCAUACCAAUUGGUGCCUCCCUCUGCAUCCACUUUGACAUUGGCACUCUGGAGGAAUUUGGCUCUUUUCUUGCCCUAGUACGCCUCGAUAGAUAAUCUGAGAAACCAAAAGUUCCCCUCAA
Molecule: messenger RNA, 943 nt
Organism: Gaeumannomyces tritici R3-111a-1
Lineage: Eukaryota; Fungi; Ascomycota; Sordariomycetes; Magnaporthales; Magnaporthaceae
Exons: 2
Coding region: 154-696 (180 amino acids)
Source: RefSeq, a predicted model, not a curated record